Molecule: messenger RNA, 1371 nt
Organism: Desarmillaria tabescens
Lineage: Eukaryota; Fungi; Basidiomycota; Agaricomycetes; Agaricales; Physalacriaceae
Product: major facilitator superfamily domain-containing protein
Exons: 7
Coding region: 1-1371 (456 amino acids)
Biological process (GO): xenobiotic detoxification by transmembrane export across the plasma membrane
Cellular component (GO): plasma membrane
Molecular function (GO): fluconazole transmembrane transporter activity
Source: RefSeq, a predicted model, not a curated record
AUGGAUGUCGACACAGAGAAGCAUUCAGAUCCUUAUCUCGUAGGAUGGUACGGGGACGACGACCAAGAGAACCCAAGAAACUGGUCUCCAGCAAAACGCGCGUUCGUCGCAUUCUGUAUCAGUUUCUUGACUUUCAGCGUGUACAUUGGCUCUGCCAUCUACACGCCAUCUAUCCCUGGAUUGAUGUCCGACUUUAACGUCUCCCAAACAACAGCUACCUUCGGUCUCACGCUGUACGUUCUUGCAUACGGCAUAGGACCCAUGUUUCUCGCCCCUCUGCAAGAACUUCCCCACAUAGGUCGGAACCCGGUCUACAUGGCCACAUUAUUAGUCUUCAUUAUUUUCCAAAUACCCAUCGUCAUGGCUAAAAACAUGAGCACUGUCCUCGCGUUUCGCUUUCUCACUGGGUUCGCUAGCAGCCCUGCACUCGCCACUGGAGGCGCAUCCAUGGCAGAUAUCUACUCCGUGAAUCAUAUUGGAUACGUAUUAGGUAUCUGGUCGCUCGGGGCGGUUGCUGGUCGCAUUGUUGGCCCGGUUAUCGGAGGGUUUGCAGCUCAGGCGAACGGAUGGCGAUGGCCCCAGUAUGAACUAAUCUGGAUAGUCAGCUUUUCCCUGAUCUUCCUUCUUCUCUUUCUCCCCGAGACUUACGGACCUACGAUUUUGUUGAAAAGGGCACGACGGCUGAGGAAGCUUACGGGAAAUGAGCAACUGCGAUCCCAGAGCGAGAAGAAUUCAGAGGGCGAGUCGUUUGUGACGGUGAUGAAGGAAGCCCUGAUCCGUCCCUUUAUUCUUGCUAAAGAGCCUGUCUUGAUGUUUGCGAACCUCUACGUUGGCUUUGUUUAUGCGAUAUUUUACUUGUGGUUUGAGGCUUUUCCGCUAGUCUUUACGGAUAUCUACCACUUUCGUCUUGGUGCCAGCGGCCUGCCCUUUCUUGGCUUCAUCGUCUUCAUCCCGACGAGUGUCCUCAUCUUUGGGUUCACUUCAAAGGAGGGCAUCCACUGGAUCGUCCCCGUUAUCGGCGCCGCCCUCUAUCUUCCCGGCAUCUAUCUUAUCUUCCAGAGUAUCCUGACGUAUAUCACAUCAACGUACCCCACCCAUGCUGCGUCGGUUCUCGCUAGCAACGACCUCUUCCGUUCAACGAUUGCCAGCGUCUUUCCGCUGUUUGGCCGUGCAUUCUUUGUUGGUCUUGGUUUGGGCCCCGGAUCAGCCCUCCUGGCUGGUAUUUCUUUCUUGCUCAUGCCGGUGUUUUGGUCGUUAUGGAAAUGGGGCCACGUCUUACGGAGACGAUCAGUUUACGCCUGUGUUUUAUCUACUGUCGGGCUGCUCCGGUACGGAACAGCGUCCAAUCUUGCAAAAGCUCAUGUCAUUUAG